Messenger RNA from Colossoma macropomum (tambaqui), 1959 nucleotides. RefSeq names its product alpha-L-fucosidase 2 (gene fuca2). Gene Ontology annotation, cellular component: lysosome. Gene Ontology annotation, biological process: glycoside catabolic process; fucose metabolic process. The coding region runs from base 96 to 1457 and encodes 453 amino acids. The transcript is spliced from 7 exons. Gene Ontology annotation, molecular function: alpha-L-fucosidase activity. Lineage: Eukaryota; Metazoa; Chordata; Actinopteri; Characiformes; Serrasalmidae. The record is from RefSeq and is a predicted model, not a curated record.
UGAGCGCGAGGCAGAAAAUAUCAUGUGAUUUGCAUAGUGUAUGACCACAAAGGCGAACUUUCCUUCAGUUGAGUAGAGCUGGCAAGUAGAGCACAAUGGGCUCACGGAGUUUGUGUUUUCUAUUCUUCUUCUUGUUUUUGGGACGAUGUUGUUGUCAGUAUGAACCGACGUGGGAGUCGAUAGAUUCCAGACCUCUGCCUGAGUGGUUUGAUCAAGCUAAAUUUGGCAUAUUUAUACACUGGGGUGUGUUUUCGGUCCCCAGUUACGGAAGCGAAUGGUUCUGGUGGUUUUGGCAAGGCCAGAAAAUACCAAGCUAUGUGUUCUUUAUGGCAAAGAAUUACCCCCCUGGAUUCCAGUAUCAAGACUUUGCACCACACUUUACUGCUGAGUUCUUUGAUCCCGAGGAGUGGACGGAUAUCUUGGCAGCAUCAGGAGCAAAGUAUAUUGUCCUUACAACUAAACAUCAUGAAGGUUUCACUCUGUGGGGCUCAAAGUACUCAUGGAACUGGAAUGCAGUGGAUGUUGGGCCAAAUCGAGACCUGGUGGAUGAGUUAGCCAGGGCUUUGAGGCAGAACAGUGACCUGCGCCUUGGACUCUACCACUCUCUGUUUGAGUGGUUUCACCCUCUUUUCAGAGCAGAUGCAGCCAACAAUUUUAACACCACUCUAUUUCCACGAGAGAAGACCCUUCCUGAGCUCUAUGAGAUUGUGAACAAGUACAAACCUGAAGUGCUGUGGUCUGAUGGAGAUGGAGAUGCCCCUGACCAGUACUGGAAUAGCACAGGGUUUCUAGCCUGGCUGUACAAUGAGAGCCCUGUUCGUGAUACAGUUGUGACUAAUGAUCGCUGGGGAAAAGAUUGUAUAUGUAAGCAUGGAGGGUACUACACCUGCACUGACCGGUACAACCCUGGACACCUGCUGAAGCACAAAUGGGAGAACUGUAUGACCAUUGACCAGCGCUCUUGGGGCUAUAGAAGAGAUGCUAAAUUAAGUGACUACCUCACCAUUGAGCAGCUGGUUAAGACCCUUGUGGAGACUGUGUCAUGCGGGGGCAAUUUGUUGAUGAAUGUGGGUCCGACACACGAUGGCCGCAUCAUUCCUAUAUUUGAAGAGAGGCUGAGACAGAUGGGACAGUGGCUGAAUGUUAACGGGGAAGGAAUCUACAACACCACUCCAUGGAGAGCUCAGAAUGACAGUGUUACACCUGGGAUUUGGUACACAUGGAGACCACAGGAAAAGGCACUCUAUGCGUUUUUGCUUUCAUGGCCAAAUAAUGGAUAUGUUGUUCUGAGUGACCCUAUUGUGUCAGCUAGUACACAGGUGGUGUUGCUGGGCUAUAAACCACUGAAAUGGGAUCCGCUAAAACCCAGUGGUCUACAGGUUUACCUGCCUACUCUGUCUCCUGCAGAGAUGCCUUGUUCCUGGGCCUGGACUCUGCGACUGACCGGUGUAGCUUAGAAGUUAGGGACCUUUAGUUGCCCUCAACAACUAUGCUCCCAAGGGACCAGUUAUUUGGAUAGCUUAAAUGGCCAUAAGGGCAUGGCAAACAUCCACACUGCCAUUCAAAUUAAAUUCACAUUUGAUUUCUUUUAUCUUGCACAAAGGUUUUUAUGGGUGUAACUAUCUUUUGAGGUGUUUUUUCUUACUUAAAAGUUUUAUAUUGUAAUACUGUGAACUUUGUUGUAUGAAUGAAUUGUGAAUGAUUCUCCUUCUUUGAUAAUGCUUGUGGAUGAGUAUGUGUAUUUGUGUAGAUUUUAUCAGAUUCUGUUGGCACUGUGUUUCUGUUUCAGGGUGAUAUAAGGGAAGAGUGUAUAUUUGUUUUAAAUUGUUGCUGCAGUGAUAAAUAUGUCAGUGAAUCAGACAAAAACUCACUUUAGCCUUUUAAAAACCAAACUUCUGUCAAAGAAUUAAUUUUAAAUAAUUGCUGAACUAUUCAAAUAAAUGUUUGAUACAUUUUAAA